Molecule: messenger RNA, 8056 nt
Organism: Larimichthys crocea (large yellow croaker)
Lineage: Eukaryota; Metazoa; Chordata; Actinopteri; Sciaenidae
Exons: 51
Coding region: 60-7268 (2402 amino acids)
Molecular function (GO): zinc ion binding; nucleic acid binding
Source: RefSeq, a predicted model, not a curated record
CUCCCCUCCGCCUAUAACCUCUCAUCUGGAGCGAAAGUUUCUCUCAGUACCUUUAAAUCAUGGAGCAGCAGCGCACACUGCACUGCCAGGUCUGUCUAACCAGUUUUAACUGGAUAUCUGGUUUCAAGAAACAUGUGCGCUCAAAGGAACAUCGAAAGAAAAUGGGGGAAGUCUUCCAGAAAGAUAAGUUCAAGGGUAACGGCUUCUUUCCCUCCGUUAAGCUGGUGGGUGCAAAAGCCAAAUGUGACAGCGGAACCAUCAUAGGUUUGUCUCUGCUUACUCUGUGUUUCAGUCAAGACGCGCAAAACAGUUUUUACCUGUGUCAUGUCUGUGAGGAAAAGGUUUCAUCAGACAGGAUUACACACCACGUCUGUUCUCGUGACCACUGCAGCAACUACUUUAACUACACAGACCCUGAUGUACUGAGUUUCGCCUGGGUGCCCAGCAUGGAUAUGAGAGUCAUUCUGGAGGCUCGGCUAACAAAGGAAGAAAAAGAAGAAGGGCCCGGGCAACUACAGGUCCGUACCUGGAGCCCUGGGAUCUUAAAUAUGUUGGAUUUACCUAAAAAUCUGUUGCAAAAGUUUGAACGAUGCAUCUAUUCUGAAGUGAUGGGCACUCUCAGUGAAAAUGACAAGCUUGUGAAGCUGCUUGAAGCUGCCAGGCCAAAGAGAAUGAUGAUACAAACAUACCAAAGAGACAGCAACAGAAAGCAUCCACUUCUUGGUAUGCAGCACGUUGUUGAAUGCAUUUGUGCGGGAUCGACUGAGAGGAGAUACUACCUCUGCACGCUCUGCAACCUAACUUUGGCCACCCACAUGAUCAUCAGACACGUCCUGAGCUUUGACCACAUCUCUUCUUACUUUAAAGCGUGGCACCCCUCUACUUUGCUGUCAAAGGAAUGCUACGGGGAUUACACAGAGUCCUUUGCCUCCAUGAUACUUGAUUUUGCAAAGCAGACAGAGGAAAUUCACGGCACUGCAAACUCUGAUAUGAAGCAAGUGAUCCUGCAGCCUGCCAUAUUCAAAUCAGUGAAUUUCACUUCUUAUACAAAUGCUUUGAAGGAACUGAAAUCCAUCACAAAGGACGAGAGCUUGGUUACAAACAUCAAACCAGGGAACAAGCUGGUGAUGAAAGAACAGGAAUCCAUCAAAAAGGGAGACAACAAGAGAAGCUUGAAUACAAGCAUGGAACCAGGGAACAAGCUGGUGAUGAAAGAACAGGAAUCCAUCAAAAAGGGAGACAACAAGAGAAGCUUGAAUACAAGCAUGGAACCAGGGAACAAGCUGGUGAUGAAAGAACAGGAAUCCAUCAAAAAGGGAGACAACAAGAGAAGCUUGAAUACAAGCAUGGAACCAGGGAACAAGCCAGAGUGUCAUACUGUGUCAGCAGAGUCUGCAUCAUCAUACAAACUACGCUGCCAGAACUGCAGUGUGGUCUUUGAGACUAUAUAUCAAUAUGUCAAUCAUUUGUCAAAAAGGCAACACAAAGAGAUGUUCACAAAAUCCUUUGCUGAUGCUUGGGAUCAUGGUUCUGACCAAAGAGGUAGCACACCUUUCCUGGGUUUAUACAAGUACGUCAAAGAGUGCUUGAGGCAGAAAAGUCCAGCAGUUGGUGUAUCCCUGGUUGUGACGUGUGUCACCACUCAGAACCAGGCGCAACCUUUUUAUGUGUGCUUUGCUUGUAAGGACUGUUUCCAUGAGUCCUCUCUCUGGCUACACUUUGGCUCUCAAAAACAUCUCCUACACGUGUUGCUGUACCAGAAUCCCUGGCGGCUCCCUCUCGCCUGGGACAAUCGUCUGGACUUUGAAAGCUUGAGGUCAAUGGCAUGGGAGGAGGAGAAGGAAAGAGGACCAAAUGAGAUGGUUGUGAAGGUACUUCAUAUCCCAUGUUCGUUGUUCUCGCAACUCAGCCCUAGUUACCCAGAAGUGAUGAAGACACUUGUACUACACCACACUCUGUUAAACUGUGAAGUUCCACGGUGUGAAACAUACAGCAAACUCAAACAAAACGAGAGAUUUCCUCUGCUCGGUCAACAGUUCCUGGUCAGACCCGACAUGUGUGUCAGUCACCAUGAGCCCAUUGAUACUAGAUACCUGUGUCUGCUCUGUCAGAGGAUGUUGUCAAACGAUGAAUGUUAUGCUCAUGUGUUCAGUCGGGAACACAUUGCAGCAUUUCUAGAGCGUUUCCAUCCAGGCUCGCUGAAUUCAAGCGCUGAUACAGAGGCCGUAGUAGACUUGGCAAAACAGGCAGCAAAUAUUCACUCCAUAUCACAUGUACAGGUAAUACCACUGGAAAGGCCCAUCAGUGAGCCAUGCACCUACAACAGAGCAUUAUCGACCCUGGGCGGUGCAAAAAAGAGACUUGGGCUCGGAAAGCUUAAACCGCCAAUAUUUCCUAAAAAGAAGCUGGUCGUCAGAGAAACUUUGAAGAAGGAGAGUCAGGAGAACAUCAGGAUAACGGAGGAGUCCGAGAAAAAGGCCAGUCAAAAAUCAACAUACAACAAUGAGAAGAUUGCAGUAGAAGGUGGUGCUGAAAUCACCAAAACACACCAUGUAGAAAGUGGAGACAUUGCAGGAAAGGGAGCCAACAAGGAGACCCCUACACCAAAUGAAAAUGAUUCAGAGAGAGAGGUGGUUUCAAAAACUAGUUCAGAGGUGAAGAAUGCAGGCAGUGAGACAGUAAAAGAGGAGAAGAUAGAAGAGCCUACAAUGGGAAAACCAGCUGAGGAGACCAUAGAAAACUGCCAGAACACAGACAAAGCUGAUGAAACAGAGAUGGAAGAAGUCAGGAACAAAAGUAGCAAAGAGGUCCAGCAGCUUACCUCCAAAGAACAAAAAUCUUGUUUGGAGCGGUCCAGCGCAGACGAGGGAGAAAGUUGCAAAUCGAGUCACGAGACUGCAGAGGAUAAAAUUCCGCUGUGGCAGUACGUGGAGAGGAAGAGCCGAGAGCCUGUGAUUGGCUUAAGUGCACUUCUUGAAUGCUGUUGUGAUGAACGAGACCCCAUCUACCUCUGUGAGUGCUGCUCUCUGAAGAUCCCAGAGGAAGACAUCAUCAGCCAUGUUACUGGAGUUGACCACCAGCAGAUGUAUCUGGUGGGCUCACGGAAACUCUCACCUUCACCUGUGGGAAUGGACCUGGGGAAAAACAUCAGACAUUUGUCUGUGUUGUUUGAACAAGAUAAUGGAUGUGAAGAUCCUCAGGUUGUUGAUCUGGAUGAAGAGAUUUACGAGAACAUCUCAGAACAAACCUUCAAAUCAGCCAUAGAGACAGUGAAGGCACUUCAAGCUCAGAACAUCAAUCUGUGUGAACUCCCUUCGACCUCAGCGCUGUCUCCUGUCCAACCUGUGGACACCUUUCUUACAAUCCAAGCUCAACACGAGGCCUCUUCUCUCACAGAUGACUGUCAGGUGGAGAAGAUGGAGAUGGAUAACAAUUCAGAAGAAGUACAACUAUCCUCAGUAAAUGAAGAUGUCAAGAUGACCCAGAUCAAAGUGUCUGAGUCAGCUGCCAAUGCUAACAGCUUCCUCGCUGUUUCUAGCAGACAUACAUACACACACAAACACAAACACAAACACAAACACAAACGCACAUCAAGUCUCCAGGUAUCCACGAGUGGGAUAAACAUAAGCCGUAUGAUUCCUGAUCCAACAGGAGAGGAAAACAAAACUGAAGUAAUUUCAAACACAACAGUGGGACAAACCAUCCCCAGUUGUCCCACCACCUCCAAACUGAGAGAACCUGCCUACAAUUGUGUACAGACGACCUCCAGAGCCACUGCAACUCCCGACCCCAGCUACAGUACAACCUUCAAACCUGAAAAAGCCCCAAAACACUCUGAAACAUCCAAAACUGGAGCCACUGUUAAAAUGAUUAAAACAUCAGUUAAAUCUGAAAAUGCUGAAGCCUCUGCCAAAACUGUACCAAUGAAGAAUUCAGCAGGGUCAAAUGCUGAUGUCGCACCAAAUAUUCCCACACAUGCAGCUUCCCACCUGAGCGCACUCGUGUCUGUCAGGCCCGCAGAGUCAUCACCUACCUCUACAAGUCAGACAAAGACAAGUGAAGGCCCACCUAAAGUUGGCUUAAACCAGCUGAUUUCAGUGUCAUGUAAAGGAAGGAGGCAAGUCUACUGUCAGCUGUGUUCUGUCCGGUUGAAACAGUCCAAUCACGUUCUUGGCCUUGGUCACCGGUACAGAUAUGUGCAAAUGAAGUUCCCUGGCUGGACUGCCAAGCCGCCUGCGUUGAGUGAAUUGGACAAGAUAGUGGCCUACUUGGCCGAGAAAGAUGUAGGAUCCCAGCCUCAGAGAAUAGCAGUGGACAAUGAUAUGUACAAAAGGCUAUCUAAUCUUCCAGAGGUUGAAGCUUUAGAAAAAGUGAAAGAGAUGCUCAGACAUAGAGACUCACACGUCUCAUCAUUUACCACAACCGACAUCACAGAUGUUUCAAGAGUUGUCUCUCUGAGUCCAUGUGAAGCUUCAACCCCAGAUGAUGAAACUAAAUCCAUUUCAAAAGAAGAAGGAAGCUUGAAUAUCUCAGAGCCAGAAGCCAAAGACAUUCAUUCAGAUGUGAAGAGAGCAGCAACCAAAGUGAAAACACCUCAGAGUUGUGCAGAUCCUGUUGCCAUUGAAGAGGCUCCUGAGAUGAGACAACAACAGGAGAGACGACAUGACCCAAGGAUACAGGAUACACAGAAAACAUCUCCUGUAAAAUUCUUGAACCCGGAUCCGACCUCUUCUGCUGCUUCAGUAAAUACAGAACUGCAGAGCCAAUCAAGAACCAGCCAGAAAGCAGAACAUUUACCGACCCCAAGAACUGGGCACCGCAGUGCAUCACAGGGUCUCCCGAGGAUUUCAAUAUGGAAAAGUAGUCAGGGCUGCAGUCAUUUGUCCUCAUACUUGAAAGUGAAGGGCCUGAGCAAAGAACCAAUCAUAGGUCUGGGCUUUGUGUGGGAGUGUCAAGGGAUAUCUCAGAGUACAUUCUUCUUGUGUGAGAGCUGCAGGGAGAUGCUCUUCAUCAGUGACAUCUGUCAACAUGUAGUCAGUGAUAAGCACCAGCUCAAAUACAUGCAAAGUCAUCGGUCUCAGUUUUUGUGGUUCUUGUUGGAGGAGGAUCUACUCCUACAGAUGAAACAGGAACUUUUUAAGGACAUUGCCUUUAUGCUGUCAGAGCAGGAGCGUGACAUAGAUGCGCAGGUUGUACUCCUGAGACAAGACUUGUAUGAAUAUGUUCGGACCGCCCCAUUCAGUGAAGCUUUAAAAUUGGUGCAAAAAAUCAAGGAAGAACCAGGCGUCUCUGUACCCAUCAUUACUCUACAACAAAAGGACGAGCAGCCUGAGGACCGUCAGUGUCGAGGGGAAUCUUUUCCCACAAAGAAGUCAAUACAGGCACUUGAGACAGACCCACGAAGUGACAAUGAGGAAAGACAGAAAACAGAAGAACAUAAUUUCAAGAGCACUGCAGUGGUUGGGAUCAAACAAAGAAGUGUUUUGAGUCCUCUGGAUUUGAACAGUGUCUCCUCAAAGGCUGAUUCUGUUGUCUCUCUUUUCCGUGCUGCUGCUGCAUCUGCAUGUCCACAAGACACCUGCAGGACCCUUUUGAUGCCACCAGAACUCAGACCACCGGUCUCUCAGGAUCUGAGGCCUAUCCCUGAGUUAGAAGUGAAAGACAUGCACUCAGACUUCCCAUCUUCUUCUAGUGUUAGUCCUAUAACCAGUGAAACCAUGUCUGUAUCUCCCAGAAAUAAAUGCCUUCCAACCAGGAAAAGGCCAGCUGUUACACCUCUUGAAACGCUGGUCGGAACUUGCCCCAAUAAUUCCCAACUCGAGCAUCCUUUGCCGGCCAAAUGCAGAUGUGUUUUACUGCAGCCCAGGACUGAAUCAGCCCCAGAGUUUACUCCAGUUAACCCUGCUGCAACCUCCACCCUCCUGUCUCCUGAGGACAAAGAUGCAGAACCUGUAUCUGACAAACAAGACACAUCCACUUUUGACUGGACAAAGUUUGCACACCUGUUGGCUCUGUUGAGAGAAAAGAAGUCUGAGAUGAGAAUGUCCACUUACGCGGGAUGUCCAAAUAAUGCUGGGACUAGUAACUCCUGCACUGACAGGUCAUCUGAAAGUGGUAUGGAAAAAAGUGAGGAACCAAAGUAUGGACAAACCACAUUACAAGAUAAAACAGCAAAAAAACGAAACAGAUGGGAAAAGUGGCAGAAAAUCAAAUCUACAUGGGAAAAUCCACCCUCCACCAGCUCAUUUGAGGGCAUAGUUUCAACAGCAUGUCCUUCAAUCUUGGGCUAUGAAAACCAACUCAUCACACCUAAUACCAACUCUAUUAAAUUGCCCACAAGAGAUGAACUGUUGGCAGAAAAAACCAAGGCAGUUAGUACCAUGUUACCAUCUGCCAGCAAUGAUGACACCAGUGACCCACAACACCAGAGAAAUGUCAGUGAUCAGAGCGUGUUUAGUACUGUGAGCCAGGUCCAAUUGAUUCCCUUACCAUGUGUAGCCAGCAACCAUAAUCCAGGUCAGAUACCACAGCCACAAAGUAACACAGAGACUGAUAGCACUCAGGGUGAUAAUUUACCCAUCAAAGCCAUCAUAACUGCCAGGCCAGACUCCUCUGAACAGCGGUUUGUAGGUAGUAAUGUACAGGCGUACACUGACGUGAAUAGAGGAAAUCAGGUCACUGAGAGUUUCUCCACAGUUACAACAGCAAGCCCCAGUGACACAACAGCUGCUUCGGGGAGUUGUGGUCAGUACAGGCAAAUGGUUUAUAUCACAAAUGGACAGGUCUCAGGUUAUCUGUCUUCUCAGGCUGUCACAGGUUACUCAACACCAGACAGCCUUCCAGUAUGCCUUGGGAAUUUAUACCAUUGUGAAGGGUACCCUGCAGGGGUUUUCUACCCAAGCCAGAUUUACCAAGGGCAGGAAGCGAAUCGAUUUGGAUACAGUUUAGCAACUGUAAUGCCACCAGGAUUGGUAAGGCUAGGAAUGCAGCAGCAGUACUCAUCAUGGACAAGUGCCACCCUGGCUCCUGCAGAUGGCAAUGGCACCAAUGAAGCGUACUUGCACACUGUUCCAUUCAUCGCUGAAGCCAACAAUUCACAAAUGUUUAUUGCCGUGAACAACAACAGCACCAACAGAAUUGCUCCUCAGGUUUACGUGACCCCCCCAGUCAUUCACUAUCUCCCUCCAGCCAACAGCGAAAUCAGCCCACAAACUCCUCCUUUGACUCACGCUGAGGGUGUUUUUACUGUAGCUCCCGGUCCUCCAUGAAACUACUCGUUAAACCUUGACAAUACCAAGACCAGGUUUUUACAGAUGGAGUGGUUAUGUAAUUUCGGAUUUGUUUCUAGAAGAUGCAAAGUUUGGACAUGUGGUGUAAAUGAUUUCCAUUAUCCCCUUCCCAUUAUACCUUGAAGACAAGAUUUUCAUUUACACUUUUGUAUCUUGAACAUUUAAUGUUCCAGUCUUUCUCGUUUUAAGAUAUUGGGCAGUUUUUUCUUGUUACAAAUAGUUUUGUUCAAUAGACAGUUUUCAUUUCACACCUGUCAUAGAGAAGUGUUUUAUUUUUUAUUGAUGUUUUUGCUGUUCUCUUGUCAUCUGUUCUUUCAGGUUUAAAAUAAUCCUCGUAACAUUUAGGGAACCUUAAGUUGGAAAUUGUUUCUGAAAUGUUUACACACAGACAUAUACAUAAACAUAAGACAUACAACUUUAGAGUUCUGCUUUGUUGCCGCUGUUGGGAAAAGGUAUCAAAUCCAUCUGAUAAGUUAUAAUUCACAUUCAUGUCAUAUUGUCAAUAUGUUUAUAAUGUUUGCUUCCUUUAAAUAUAAAGGAUGCGUUUGUAAAGCUUUUUGAAAAACAACAUAAGCUGCUGUAGCUGUUUUUAUUUUUUUAACAUUCCUAAUAAAACUUUUUCAGCAGUCAAGUACUUUGAUUUCUGUAGUUUUAUAAUUCAUUUUGUUCAUUUUAAUUAAGUUCCUGUAAAAUGGAGAUCUUCUGUUGAAUGUAAAAUAUAUUUGUGUGUGUGUGUGUAUGUUCACAAUAAAUGCAACACAACUUUC